UUGGUACCUGCUAUUUUUUCCUUCUCCAUUCUUGUCUCCCUGUCUUCCUUGUGCAAGUACGCUUUCUCUCUCAUAUCGGUGUUUCUCGUGUUGCAGAGAGAGAGAGAAAGAGUAGUACAUCAGUACUUCUCUCUUGCUGCCAUAAAAGCCUGGGAUUUCUCGCCGUUUAAGAACCAUGCCACCUCUCUGCAUCUCCCUCCCAUUAAAAACCCUAGAAAAUCAUCUUCUCCAUUCAUGGCCGGAAAAUCCCCCUUUUCGGCCGUUUUUCUACUGUUUUUCCUCGUUGCAUCGGUUUCGGGCCAUGGAUCCAAAGAAGAUGAUGAAAACUCGCCGGAUAAACCAGAUCUUAGGGCAAAAGAAUUGAUUCUGGUGAAGAUCUGGUGCUUGAUCUUGGUUUUUGCAGGGACUUUUAUAGGAGGAAUUUCUCCAUAUUUUUUAAAGUGGAAUGAGAGUUUCUUAGUGUUAGGGACUCAAUUUGCAGGGGGUGUAUUUUUAGGAACAUCGAUGAUGCAUUUUCUCAGUGAUUCUAACGAAACAUUUGGUGAUCUCACUGAUGUUGAAUAUCCCUUUGCGUUCAUGCUCGCUUGUGCUGGUUAUUUGUUGACUAUGGCUUCAGAUGUUGUAAUUUCAUUUUUGUAUGGGAGGAGAGAGGAGAGAGGAGAUGCAGAAAAUGGAGGAGCUGCAGGAAGUUCUCAAGUAAGCAAAUAUGGUGGCUAUGGUCAUACUCAUUCCAAUGUACAGUUAUUUGGCCCAGGGCCAUGUACCUUGGCUGAGGCUGGAAUUGGCAAUGUUAGUUCACUUGGGGACAGCAUACUCUUGAUUGUUGCGCUAUGUUUUCAUUCUGUAUUUGAAGGCAUCGCUAUUGGAGUUGCAGAGACCAAAGAUGAUGCAUGGAGAGUUCUAUGGACUGUGUGUUUACAUAAGAUUUUUGCAGCCAUUGCAAUGGGCAUUGCCCUUUUACGUAUGAUCCCUGAACGUCCGUUACUGUCAUGCUCUGCAUAUGCAUUUGCAUUUGCUAUAUCAAGCCCCAUUGGAGUGGUCAUUGGCAUAGUCAUAGAUGCCACCACUCAAGGUACAGUGGCUGAUUGGAUCUAUGCGAUAUCAAUGGGUUUAGCAUGUGGCAUAUUCAUCUAUGUAUCCAUAAACCAUCUUCUUUCGAAAGGGUAUGCACCCCAAAAACCAGCUCUAGUCGACUCCCCGUUCUACAAGUUCUUGGCUGUGCUCUUGGGUGUAACAGUCAUUGCGAUAGUUAUGAUCUGGGAUACUUGAUUUGUGAUCUUUUGCAAUGGAUUCUGGUUUUAUUUUCGUUGUGAAGGAGUAGCAGGUUUCUAGCAGUAGACUCACCUUUUCUGAUUGUAUUUGUAGUAUGCAUAGACACAGUGAAACUUCGGAGAACAAUGAAUUUAUAACCAGGCAUAGAGACCUUGUGAAUAACGACAACAAUCAUCCAACAUCUUUCUCUAUGUGAAAUUAUUCAUGGGCAUGGAGACCUUGUAUAGAGCAAUGAGAAAAUGAAUUGGAAGAUGAUUUAUUGCAAA
Amborella trichopoda is the source of this 1538-nucleotide messenger RNA. It is a transcript of the gene ZIP11, whose product is annotated as zinc transporter 11 precursor. Gene Ontology annotation, molecular function: zinc ion transmembrane transporter activity. The record is from RefSeq and is a predicted model, not a curated record. NCBI's taxonomy places the organism in Eukaryota, Viridiplantae, Streptophyta, Magnoliopsida, Amborellales, Amborellaceae. Gene Ontology annotation, cellular component: membrane. Gene Ontology annotation, biological process: zinc ion transmembrane transport.